Molecule: messenger RNA, 2184 nt
Organism: Cladocopium goreaui
Lineage: Eukaryota; Dinophyceae; Suessiales; Symbiodiniaceae
Source: the annotation of a GenBank genome assembly
GUAGCUGGCAGAAUCUUUGUCUCGUUCCUCUUCUGAUUGCGCUAAAUCUGACCUUUGCGUUCGUGAUGCAAUGCAUCGCCCGCCACACUCGCAUCUCAGAGACUCUGCGUUUACAAGGAAAACGAUCAGAAGACAAGUACUCUGCAUUUACGGCCCUUCUGCGAGAUCUUUCGGGCGUCCAGAGCGUGAUCCGAUGCUUCAAGCGUGGCUUGGCCCAUGGUCCAAUGAUGUCCAAUGGUAUUCGCAGCGGGCAUGAAACGCUCGUGUCUACACGACAUGUUUGGUUCGGAGGAGGGCAAGCUUACUACAAACUCAAGAUGGAUGAUGAGAAGCGGGACAUUGACAAUCCCGACCAGCGCAUUAGUGACUCCGCUGAGCAGUUUUCCAACAUGAUGUACAUCCUUUUCUCAGGAUUCCUAUCUGCUGUGUUUGGAAUGGUCGCUUGGGCAGGAGUCAUGAUACAGCUAGGAGGUCCAAUGCUUGUCGUGACGUGCAUUGGGAUGGCCUUCCUUCGUCUCCUCUUAUCGAUUAGCAUGUUUGGAAAUGCGCUUGUGGAUGCUUUCAAGGAUAUGCUUGAAACAGGAGCAACCUUUCGAUAUUCUCUCACGCGCAUACGUGAAAAUGCGGAACCUGUCGCCCUUGCGCAUGGCGACCAGGUUGAGGAGAGCCGUUCGCGAAAUCUCUUCAACUCUCACAUCGAUGCCAUUCGAUACAACGCACCUUGGCAGCCGCCAGCUCCAGAUAGCUCCAGCGGACGAUGUGGACACCUUAAGGCCUUGGUGAACAUGCUGUUCACCACCACCUUGGGCAUCAUCGACUUCUUCCCCAUUGCUGGUGCGCUGAAUUUUGGGGAUGCUGUGCGGUGCCAGACAGGAUACAUGCAAGUGGCCAAGGUGAUGGACUUUUUUGCCAACUCUUUCUCCAAAUUGAAGCAGCUGCAAGCCAAUGGCGAGCGAUUGUGGCAGCUUUGGGAAGCUUCAGAUGAGGCCAAUGCGGCUCCCCCAGUGGAUGCCACCAUUCGUUUCGUUGCCAGCGAGGUGUCGGAAGCCUUUGGCUUUGAUUCACUGGUGGUCUAUGCACCUGGUGGCAAGACACCUGUGGCGGGAGUGACUCUGUCAUGCGCCACUGGACAAGGCGUGUUGAUCACUGGCAACUCAGGUAUUGGAAAGUCAUCCAUUCUGCGCGCUAUGGCUGGGCUUUGGUUGACGGGCGAAGGAAGUGUGGCAAAGUCUCCUGGUGCAGAAGUGGUUUUCCUACCGCAGAACUCCUACUUCCCCGUGGGGACCUUACUGGAGGCUGUCAUCUACCCUGCGCACAUUGACGACUCGAAUGGUGCUGAGAAGUGUGGUUUGCAGGUGCAAGCCACGCUUGCUCUGAAGCGAGCCAUGAUGGGCCCAAUUCUACGAAAGUGGGGCUUGCAGGAAGUGCGGGACUGGACCGCCACGUUAUCUGCCGGUGAGCGGCAGCGCUUGGCCUUUGCGCGGCUGUUCAUGAUGUUGGCACUGCGCUCGCGCUGUGAAGAACGACGCAGACCGCAUCAGAACAUCUCCCUGGAAACACACAAGGCGCAGAGCACCACAGCCCUGAGCCGAAUGGCAGGCCUUGGAGGUCCCGGCCAUCAUCCCACGCCACGUUUCGGACGCAGCCUGGGCAACGAGCUGUGGAAGGCGGGUCAAAAGGAGCUCGUGCCCGAGCUGGGUCGCUUAUCGCGUCAGGCUGGACUAAGCUUGGGAGACUUGCAACAAGCCUCGGCUCUCUGCGGCAUCCUUGCUGCAGUAGCCCCAUCCAAGUCCUUGGAGGAGUAUGGAAAGCUAUGGAUGGUGUACGAAAAAUUUCGGACAACUGCUGCCUUUAAGGAUGAGGGCACCAGCGCCGUGGAGAUGAGCGUAGAGGCUGCACUCUAUGGAGUGACCUGGUCGCAACAGAUCCACAGUGCAGCUGGCGGUGGCAUCCGCAACUCGAUCCCAACGUCUUUCUUGCAAGCAGAUGCAAGCGCUGCAUGCAUGACGCAUGAGUGCCAUGUUUUUCCGAUUACUGCUGUGCAACGCAUUCUGUGGAACCGUUUCUUGGGCAAGGAUGCGGACAGAGCCCGUCCUGGACGAGGGAGUUUGGAAUACCCCACUUGGGAAAGAGACCAUCUGGAAGCAUUUGGAUUUGAGACCUCCAUCACCGACCAAAAAAUUU